This is a messenger RNA of Megachile rotundata (alfalfa leafcutting bee), 1323 nucleotides long. RefSeq lists its product as uncharacterized. The record is from RefSeq and is a predicted model, not a curated record. NCBI's taxonomy places the organism in Eukaryota, Metazoa, Arthropoda, Insecta, Hymenoptera, Megachilidae.
AUGGCCCUAGAAUCGAAUACGCAAAAUCUCCGCGAACUCAUUCGAAAACGCGCGACAAUUAAGUCUAAAUUAACGUCCUUCGCGAAAUUCUUAGAUACAUGUCGCGAAUUAGACACAAUUCCGCUUAGUGAAUUAAAGCUUCGUACUGCGCGUCUCGAGAAAGAAUUCGACACAUUUGAUACGAUUCAAAGUGCGUUAGAAUCGGCAGCUUCUGACGACGAAUACGAGAUUCGACUAAACGAACGUACCGAUUUCGAGGAUCACUAUUACGGGAUCUCAGCCGUCGCGAAAGACAUAAUCGAAAAACACGACAAAAGCAAUAAUCAAAUAGACGGUUUGCCGCAAGCCCUACAACCUUCUGGUUCGACUGAGGCAGCCAACUUGCAAUCGCCGCUGACAAUUUUAUCAGAAUCACAAAUUAAGCUACCGACAAUGCAUUUACCAAAGUUCAGCGGAACAUAUGAAGCAUGGCCCGGCUUCGCGGACGCGUUUAGAUCAGCUGUCCACGAAAAUCCAAGCUUCCGCGACGCGCAAAAACUCAUUUACCUAAAAUCUUGCUUAACGGGAAAAGCGGCGGAAAAGGUCGAAUCGUUGGAGACCACCGCAGCAAAUUAUUCAGUAGCGUGGGAUAUCUUAGACAAAUACUACAAUGAUCCGAGCGUAGUCAUUAAUAACCGCGUCCAAGCAUUUUUUGAUUUGCCGUCAUGUUCGCGAUAUAAUCCCACUGCUUUGGGUGAAUUAACUGACACGGCCAUGAAGCACUAUAAUGCGCUGAAGGCACUCAACAAGCCGUUUUUAGAAGCUUUCCCCAUUUAUGCAAUUACAAGUAAAUUAGACGAUCAAACGCGAUUACGGUGGAAGGAAAAAACACAGGGAACCGAUCUUCCGACGAUGGAAGAAUUACUAGAAUUUCUGCAUAACAGGCGUAGGGUUUUAGAAACUACUAGGGUAGAACCCGCGAAACAACUAACAACACGAAUUAAUAACACGACUCCAACAACACGAAUUAACAACAUGACUCCAACAACACGUACACGACCAGGUCCCGUUACUAGAAAUCGAGGAUCACCAAACAAUAUCGUACCAGCUCACGCGUAUCCUGUACAACAAGCGCGUUGUUAUCUAUGUAAGGCAAAUCAUUUUACACAGUAUUGCCAGAAACUAACAGCCGCGAACGUGGACGAACGAACGACAAUGAUUCGAAAAGCUGGCUUAUGCAUCAAUUGCUUAAGACCAAACCACGAAAUCAAAGACUGUAUUGCUGGAUGCUGCAAGCAGUGCAAUGGAAAGCAUCAUACACUGCUGCACAAAGAGCAAAAACCG